This is a messenger RNA of Emiliania huxleyi CCMP1516, 615 nucleotides long. RefSeq lists its product as hypothetical. The record is from RefSeq and is a predicted model, not a curated record. Bases 1 to 615 code for a protein of 204 amino acids. Lineage: Eukaryota; Haptophyta; Isochrysidales; Noelaerhabdaceae. The transcript is spliced from 3 exons.
AUGCAUGCAUGUUGCUCGCGCGGCCACGGCCGCAACGACGCGUCGCCGGCGGCGCUCACUCGAGCCCGAGCCCUCCGCGACGGCAACGCCAGGUCGUCGCGUCCGCCCCGCCAGCCCUUGAGCACGCCUCCCGCAUACCGAUGCCUGCACUCGGCGCUCCUCCACAGGCUCUCGCCGUCGGCCCCGGCGCGCUGCGACGGCGCGCCGCCGGCUCCCACCGCGGCGUCCGAGCUGGAGGGAAAGGUCGAGGAGCAGGCGGCGGCGGCGGAGGCGCACUCAGCGCAGCUGCAGCAGCUGAGCGCGGAGCACUCGACGCAGCUGCAGCAGGCGGCGGCCCUCCUGGAGGCGCAGGCGCGCGAGAAGUUUGAGACGGCGGUCGCGCACGAGAGGGUGAUUGCGCGCGAGGCGCAGGAGCAGGCGGUGCUCGCAGAGAGGCUGGCGUAUCUCUCCGCCCUCAAGCAGCUCGAGCUCGACGUCGACGUGCUCACACGCGUCCUGGCGCCUACUGUAUACUUGAUGCAGAGCUUUCCGACGUCAUUGUGUUUGCCGCUCCGCGCUCGACGCCCGCCGCCGCGCGCGCCCGCGCGCCACCCCUUUUGCGCAGCAACACCUUAA